AUGUGUCGCGGACAUACUCCCAUAUUUCCCACAAACGGCUCUUCAAGGAAGUCCAAAACCUAUCCCAAGGAACAAAAUAGACAGCACUGUAAGCAGCAAGUCCUACCACACCUCCUGCGGCACAAGCACCUCCCACGCCAUGGACCAAUCUCCUGGCCCAACUUCGGGACUGAGGCAUUCGCUUCUGGACCUGAAUGGCCUUCGGCACCAAUGGAGACAACAUACAUGCCACAGAAUCCAUGGACCGGGGCCCUCCCUCAAUGGAUGCCGGAAGAACUAUCUCGGAUGACCAUCAACGAACCAUCACUUCAGCUACCACACACCCUCGAGCCGCCCGAUAUUAUGGAUUUAGACUAUCAGAAUCCGAUGCAAGCUCACUCAUCAGGCACCACUUAUCCUUUCUUCACGGUCGGCGAUGGUGUCGAGUUUGAAGGGGUAGUGUCUCAACCCACGCCACGCAUUCCAAGUUUGACUUGCACUGUACAGAACCCUCAACCGAUUCCGCAAUCGGAGAUUCCAAGAAGAUCUGCCCAACAGAAUCCAGGCGUGUCUUCAUAUUCUGACGAGGCUUGGGAGGCUAUUCGGCCGAUCUUUCGAGACUUGUUUAUCACCCAGAGGUGUACCUUGCCGCAGACCAGCAUGAUACGCGAGUUGGUUCAUCAUUUCACAGCCACGAAGAAGAGACACUGGCCAGAUUGCGUGAAGAACAAAACCACUGCCACGGGGACCAACUCCCAAAUCCUCAGUCAUCAGGUUCCAGGGAGUUCUCAAUCGCAAACGAGGCCCAAGAAGGCCAUUUCUACUCUGAUUCGGAAGCACGACGCCAUUCCCAACCCGACGGAUGAAACGCCUGUCGCUUUAAACCGGCCAGAAAGAGCAGAUACAUUGAAGGCGAUCAUUGGCAAUCUACUUCACGACAAGGUCUUUAAUAAGGCACAAGACCCCGCAAGAUUCUCUAGUCCAAACCAGUUGUCAUUGAUAUGGGACAUAUGCCGUAUCCUGCAAGGCCUUUGUCUUCAGUUGAGACACCGUGAUACCUCGUAUGUGGAGAGCUUUAUCCACUCUCUGCAAGAUAUUUCUAGUGUCGCUGGUAAAACCCACCAUGUUGGGAUGACCGCGCUUUUGGAAAGUCUGCUGGGGAUCUCACCUUGUGAUCUCCAGGACACAAUGCGUAUUAGCUUCCUCUGCACCGCCCGAGCAUUGUCAAGCAGGCUUGGCCCCGCCACCCAGCAGUCCUGGAAUCUUGGACGUCAUAUGCUCGGUCUUGAAGAAACUGAGCAAAAGUUUGGUCUUUGUCAUGACUACACCAUCAAUCUGUUGCGCAACUAUGCCUCCGCAGCUCACUAUAUUUUCCAUGACAAUGAACUUGCCAGAGAUCUUGCCAAGAGACUCUGGGAACGCACGUGGAGUGCCUAUGGUAACGACGAAACAACGUUAUCAUGGUCCGUCAAGGCCCAGGGGAUGGCCGAAGCCGCCAAGAUGCGCGCCUUGCUCUGCUGCAUCAACCACGAGAACAAACGCAAGAGUAACGGUGAGAUGAAAAGGUUUAGGCGUAAGAUGAAGUUGAAAGGACGCAAGGCACGGAGGAGGUUCCGGGCUACGCUGGAGUCUCCACCAGAUCCUCGGAAUGCAAAACAGGCUAUCGAUUACCUCGAGAAGACGGUUGGGAGACUAGAUUCGAGUGAGUGGGAUUGUAAAUUUGUCAAAGCAGGGCUGCUAGACAUUUUGGGAGGAUUGAAACUUGAGUUCUGUCCUAAGGAGGUGCAGGGCGCUGCCAAAUCUCAUCGUGAGGAAGGCAAAGGGAUUCGCCUUGAAAUAGCAACAAACGAGUUGAGGGUUGGCACAAUGGAUAUAUAG
Fusarium vanettenii 77-13-4 is the source of this 1857-nucleotide messenger RNA. RefSeq lists its product as uncharacterized. The coding region runs from base 1 to 1857 and encodes 618 amino acids. The transcript has 4 exons. The record is from RefSeq and is a predicted model, not a curated record. Lineage: Eukaryota; Fungi; Ascomycota; Sordariomycetes; Hypocreales; Nectriaceae.